AUGUCGGCCGCGCUGAGAGACAUAGGCAGCGAGCUGGGCGCCCAGCUGGCCCUCCCCAUCACCUACGUCGUCACCGCCUUCCUCUCCAUCGCUCUCUACAAUGUCAUCGAGCUGACCUUCAUCCUUUUCCUCACCUUCAAACGCCGCAAGGGCCUCUAUUUCUGGAGUUUCGUCGUCGCCUCGGUCGGGAUCGCCAUUUACUCGAUCGGCUUCGUCCUCAAGGACUUUAAUCUCGUCGCGGUCUCCCUCUCCUAUCUCUACGUCACGUUCAUUGUCCUCGGCUGGUGUGCCAUGGUCACCGGCCAAUCCAUGGUCCUCUACUCGCGUCUCCAUCUGGUCGUUCGCCAUCAUUUCCUCCUCCGCUUCGUCCUCGCCAUGAUCAUCUGCGACGCCAUCUUACUGCAAAUCCCCACCACCAUUCUCUGCUACGGCACCAACUCCCCCGCCUCGGCGACCUUCGCCGUCCCAUACGCCAUCUACGAGCGAAUCCAAGUGACCGUCUUCUUCGUCCAAGAAUCCAUCAUCUCGGGCGUGUACAUCUUCGAAACCUUCAAACUCCUUCGUUCCGAAUCCCCCAUCCUGGAAGAAACACAUCGAGAAGCCGCUCGACGACUGCUCCUGCACCUAAUCAUCAUGAACAUCAUCGUCCUCGUCCUGGAUGUCGCUAUCGUGGUCCUCCAAUUCAUCGGUCGCUAUGCCCUACAAACCGUCAUCAAGGGCUUCAUCUACAGUGUCAAGUUGAAGCUCGAAUUCAAUAUCCUCAACCAACUCGUGGCGUUCGUGUAUCAUCCGCAUAUGUUGAACUCCGGGAGUCCGGAGGAGGGAACCUCGUCGAGGAAUCUCUGGGAGGCGAGUCCUCAGGCGGAGCAGGGGGCGGUUUCAUCUUCGGAUCAGUCGCGUGCGCAUCGCAGGUAUUGUGCGUGGGCGAUGGUGGCGCAUCGAGUCAGACGGGAGUUUGCGAUGUCGGGGGAGCAGAAGGCUUCUGGGAUUAGACGGGCCGCGAGGAGACAGAUGGGGUCGGUUGAUAUGGCGCAGAAUCGGGUUUGA
Molecule: messenger RNA, 1047 nt
Organism: Aspergillus ibericus CBS 121593
Lineage: Eukaryota; Fungi; Ascomycota; Eurotiomycetes; Eurotiales; Aspergillaceae
Exons: 1
Coding region: 1-1047 (348 amino acids)
Source: RefSeq, a predicted model, not a curated record